Messenger RNA from Bactrocera tryoni, 8521 nucleotides. RefSeq names its product tight junction protein ZO-1 (gene pyd). The record is from RefSeq and is a predicted model, not a curated record. Gene Ontology annotation, molecular function: cell adhesion molecule binding. The transcript is spliced from 16 exons. Lineage: Eukaryota; Metazoa; Arthropoda; Insecta; Diptera; Tephritidae. Gene Ontology annotation, cellular component: plasma membrane; bicellular tight junction. Bases 508 to 8013 code for a protein of 2501 amino acids. Gene Ontology annotation, biological process: protein localization to cell-cell junction; cell-cell junction organization; cell-cell adhesion.
AUCCAUUUGUUAUGCUCGAACAUUUUGCUUAGCAUUGCUAUUGUUGUUGUUUCAGUGCCAACUCAAGGGAAGCCGGUUUGGAACGUAAUUCAGAUAUAGAUAUUUUGGUGUUUGGAUCAGUGUGGUGUUUAAGUUUCUAGAGAUUGGAAGUGUGUUUGUUGAGGCGUUUCAAUUGAAAAUACAUUUAUCUAUCAAUUAUUAAAAAAGUUAUAUGUAUAUUCAUACUGUAACUGUCUAGUGACAUUUGUGUAAGAAUGCAAGCAUAAAAAUGCUAUUAAAAAUAUGCAUAACAGAAAUACCGAAUCAGAAAGAAACUUCGUGUUUUUAAUACAAUGUAAAGUAAAUAUUCAAUACUACGAAUCAUACAUAUGGAUGCCUGCAUAUAUAAUUCGUGUGUGCUUGCAAUAUAAGCAAAAAUACAUGUGAAUUGUUUGUUUGUGUGCGAGUUGUGCAGCUGUGUGUGAGUUUUACCAUUUUUGUGAUUUGACGCGUAGUGUUUAUUACAAAAUGUCCAGGGAAGAGGAAGAAGAGGAAGUUCGUUCACUGCUUUUGCGGCAUAAGGACCGUAUAAUGCUCGACUUGUGUGAAACGGACCUUUUGACGAUCCUUGUAAAGAACACAGUGUUAACGCAGGCCGAAGAAGAUUUGCUUUUGAGAACACAUUCUGCAGCAUCUGCUGCGUCCAGUGCUCCACCUAGCGCCGUUGUUAUUAAACGGAAAUUAAGCACUGCUGUUAGCAGCGGCAGCGGCAGUAGCAGCAGCACAGUUACUAGUUACGGUGAUGGUGUGUUAGGUGAGGACGUCUGCACCAGUACAGCUGGAUGGAGUAGUAAUAAUUCUCAUAGUGCUACUGUGAUAGGCGACAACGCACAAAGUGAUAAUCGUUCUGCUACACCGUCACUUGUGAAUAUUAGUGAAACAGAUGGCAUCAUUGGUACUAGUGCUGACCAAAGUAGUGAAAAUAAUUGCGAAGAAGAUUUGAAAUUAAAUUUAAAUUCAUUAAAUGAUGCUGACAUAUAUCAAGAACAAUCUACAAAAUUAAUAGAAAUCAUCGCUAAAGGUGGAUUUAUUAAAUUCAAGCAGUUCUGUUAUGCAAUCGACAAUGAAUGCCCGAAACUUAUUGAGGAUCUAUUCAAUGAUAAGGAGAAAUGUGAUGCUGCAGUUAAUAACACCUCACCAUGUGAAAAUAAAAUUCAAAAGGAUUUGGAGCCCAUCGAUUGCAUAGAGAAAGAAAAGGAAAACGAUCGCAAUCGACGAGCAGUUAGCUAUGUUGGUACAAGUCGCGAUGUUGGUUCGUUGCAACGUGCUCCACGUCGGAUAUCACUUAUGAAAGAUCCUCCUCCGCCUCCACCACCAAAACCGACUCAACUUGCGCCAGUAAAAAACGUCUCGCUCACCCCACCCCUGCGUAGUAAUUACGAGCAGUCUGAUUAUAAUCUUAUCCAGAAACUCGACUCGAAUACCGGAUUAACAUCGACCGCCCAAUAUCAAUUGCCGAACUUUUAUGUAAACACUAGAGGGAGUUCAGAGACCUAUACAAUGGUCAGUAACAGCAAUAAUUACUCAUCGCUGCUAUGUCAUUCCAACUCAGCGUCCAGCCCUACUGGUGUGCGAAAGCGUGAGAAACUUCUUCAUCGGUUUAGUGACGCUGCCACUUUGGGCCGUAAAUUAAAGAAGAAAAAGAAUACUAAUAGAACGUGCCGUUCGAUGACUGAAGCCAUUGAGAUGCUUGCCGAUCCCGUCAUAGAGGAUGAAUUCUUUGGUGAUCGUACAACAUGGGAAUACCACACGGUUUCUGUGACACGUGUUCCGGGAUAUGGAUUUGGUAUUGCAGUUUCAGGCGGUCGCGACAACCCACAUUUCGCCAAUGGUGAUCCAUCUAUAGCUGUAAGCGACGUUCUAAAGGGUGGUCCUGCCGAAGAUCGUUUGCAAGUUAACGAUCGUAUAAUAUCGGUGAAUGGAGUGUCUUUAGAAAAUGUUGAAUAUGCCACUGCUGUUCAAGUCUUAAGGGAUAGCGGCAACACCGUAGCGCUUGUGGUUAAACGGCGUGUGCCUAUUAGUUCCAUCGCACAGAAUCAUCAUUCCCAUAGCAUGAGCUCGGUAGGGGCAAUUGCGUCGAAUGUAAACGGCGCACCAAUUCAAGCAGCGGGCUCGAUACCUAACGCCAUGAGUCCACCGAUACCGAUGAAUACCGGUUUUGUGCAAAAUAAUGCAGCGCAACCCAUCAAAGUUACCCUCUCAAAAGGUAGCAAAAAGGACGACUUUGGCAUUGUGCUUGGCUGCAGAUUAUUCAUUAAAGAAAUUUCAACGAGAGCGCGUGACCAAUUAACGGCCAAUGGCUAUUCGCUGCAAGAAGGUGACGUAGUUACGAGAAUACAUAACACAAAUUGUGGGGACACAAUGAAUUUGAAGGAGGCAAAAAAAAUUAUAGAUGGCUGUAAGGAGCGUUUAAACUUGGUGGUUUUACGCGACAUCACCAAUCAGGCGGUAACAGCAAUGACCAAUCAGUUAAAUAACUCGGCAACACAAUCGAACUUAUAUAUCAGCCACCAAGCACAGAUUUCCAACUGCAGUAAUAAUUUGGAUGAUCCAUAUUUGGGAGGUGCUAAUUACUCAUCUCAAAAUUUAUAUGUUCAACCGCCGACUCGUUCGAUGAUGAAUGGUGCAGCAAAUGGAAUAAAUGAGGAAAAAAGUAAUCUGACACCAAGGGGUCGUUCACGUGGCCCUAUCAUGGAUGGUGUUUCACUCUUACAGCUCGACCGUCCAGUAACUCCUCCAAAUAGUAACCGUGCACGAAGCGACGAGCCGCCGCGACCACCUCCUCCUCGUGUCAAUGGUAAUGGGAGCACAGAGGACUUUUAUAGUACACGUCGACAAGUAUUCGAGUCAGAUCAAAUGGCACAUUCGCGACAGUCGUCGGAGCCACGAUUUAUAUCCUUCCAAAAAGAGGGAAGCGUGGGAAUACGACUGACGGGUGGAAACGAAUCUGGAAUAUUUGUUACGGCCGUUCAACCUGGUUCCCCAGCAUCUUUGCAGGGACUUGCUCCUGGAGAUAAGAUCCUUAAAGUCAAUGAUAUGGAUAUGCAUGGCGUAACUCGUGAAGAGGCUGUUCUUUUCCUACUCAGCUUGCAAGAUCGGAUUGAUUUAAUUGUGCAAUUUUGCAAGGAUGACUAUGAUGAGGUGGUGACGAAUCAGCGUGGUGAUUCUUUUCAUAUUAAAACCCACUUUCACUGCGACAAUCCUUCGAAAGGUGAGAUGGCGUUCAAAGCCGGAGACGUUUUUCGUGUAAUUGAUACACUACACAAUGGUGUUGUUGGCUCAUGGCAAGUACUGAAAAUAGGUAGAGGACACCAAGAGAUGCAGCGCGGAGUUAUACCUAAUAAAUCCCGAGCUGAAGAAUUGGCAACUGCACAAUUCAAUGCAAACAAAAAGGAAAUGAAUUCAAAUGAAUCUCGCGGAAAUUUCUUUAGAAGAAGGAGAUCCACUCAACGCCGCUCAAAGAGCCUUUCUAGAGAAAAUUGGGAUGACGUUGUUUUUGCCGAUAGCAUAUCAAAAUUUCCUGCAUACGAACGAGUUGUUUUGCGUCAUCCCGGAUUCGUUCGACCGCUUGUACUUUUUGGUCCAAUAUCUGAUUUGGCACGUGAAAAGCUUGCUAAAGAUUUCCGCGACAAGUUCUCUGUACCUCUACAAGAUGACGAUAAGUCGAAUUCAAAAUGUAGAAUAGUGCGCUUGUCAAAUAUACGGGAUAUAAUGGAUCGCGGCAAACAUGCCCUACUGGAUAUAACUCCGAAUGCGGUUGACCGCCUAAACUAUGCGCAAUUCUAUCCGAUUGUUAUAUUUUUGAAGACUGACAGUAAACAUGUCAUUAAGCAAUUGCGACAUGGAUUGCCUAAAUCGGCACACAAGAGCUCGAAAAAAUUGCUAGAACAAUGUCAAAAGCUCGAACGUAUUUGGUCACAUAUAUUUAGCACCCAUAUUGUGUUAAACGAUGAAGAAUCAUGGUAUCGAAAGCUACGCGAUGCAAUUGAUCUGCAGCAAAGUGGAGCGGUGUGGAUGUCUGAGUCGAAGCCUAUUGAGUCCCUGUCCGAUGAUUUCCUUUUCCCCAUGACCACCUCCCGUUUAUCGUACGCAUCGAGUCCGGAGUCCGAUUUGGAAUUAAGUCCAGGGCCAUCGACAUCAUUAUCCCUUGGCAAUUUGCCGCAAUUGGUUAAAUCGAGUUCAGAUCCAUCAAUUGCCACUAAUCAGGAUAACUUGGAUAGGGAUAGAGAUACAGUUGGUGAUGGACUACCACCUCCAUAUACGGUUCCGUACGAACAUGCUGUUAAUUCACCUUUAAAUGUUCGACAAAACAUUGAAGCCAAUAAGUAUGAGUCUUAUGCGACACGAUCAAGUAAAAUUGGCACAGGCGGCGGAGUGACCGAUCCUUCAACACGACCACAAUCUUUGUAUGGGAUACAUGCGCCAGAUCUACCACCGCGUAUCGAUCGUCAAUUGAAACCAGGUUUGGUAGAGAUACCCCCAUCUUCUAGAACGAAUAGUUCGGGUGGAACGUUGGGCCGAUCAGCUCAAGAUCGUCUGUUUGGCAAAGCGAUUGUCAAUGACGAGGUGCAAGCUGAAUACAUCUCUCGCAAUGUUAAUGACUCAAUCGAUCGCCAACACUCUUCAUUAGAGCGACAAGCACUUCUCAAUGCAGCCAUAUCUACCCAACCAAGUAUUGGCAACAAAGCCACACAGCCAAAUGUCAAUUCGUACGAUAGCAGACUUGGGCCGAAUGCUCCCGAUGAUCUUAAGUCAGUACCGAAUGCAAGCCGUCCGCUACCAGAUGGCAUUGGCUCUAAGGGUGUGGACUAUGCCCGCACCAACCACGACCAUCGAAAUUUUUCAGGUCCCAAUGAUCUUAAUCGUCAAAGUCCAGCCAGAGCUACUUACCAUGAGGCCAAUACAGCUAGAAAUAUCGAUUCGCGUAACGGACAAUUGCAUCGACCAUCUAAUUUGGGACUUGAGAACAGUCCACGUAAACCGGUAGUUGAAACAAAAACUGACUAUGGAAAGUAUAGCCGCAAUAACUCCGUUACACAAGCUGAUUACAACAAACUGCCGAAAAAUCCACAUUUGAUUGUACCGACAUCGAAUAUAAACAAUAACGCCAGUAAUGGAUCAUCGACAAAUGGUACUGGCCCAUUUAAACCAGUUCCCCCACCCAAACCCAAAAACUAUCGCCCACCAAUGCAAGGAGGUAACAGCACAGGUCAGUGGGAAAGUGGGGACUCGAGCUCUCCGCGUUCACCAAAUGGAUUUUUUUAUUCGUCUUUGGCAGCUUCUCAUCAUCAUUACUCCCAGCAAACACCUGGCUCACCAGGCCCUGGUAAUAAUAAUAACAACUGCAUGCAAUCAACAUAUAGCAGCGGUGGCAAUUACGUUCAACAGUCACAAUAUUCUGCUCCUCCAGUCAACGGAUAUGUUGGUAACCACCACUACAACGGCGGCAGUGGUACAGGGCCUUAUAUUGCUCCACAUCGAGGCAUGCCAGCUCCAAUUGGAAAUAUUCCCUCACAUACACCUGAACGAAACCCACUAGAUUUGGCUGGCAGUCGAGAGCAGCGCGGAUCCGCAUUUGAAUUAUACCGCAAACCUCAAAUUGGCACAACAGCGCACCAUCACAACAUGAGCGAAAUGGAGCCAUAUGAAGAAAGAUUUGAGGGUUGUUAUGCGAUGUCACCACCUCCCCCGCCACCAGGUCAUCCAUGUUCACGUUCAAUCUCCAGUUACCCAGGUCAAAUAGCUGCACCACAACCGUCUCCAAAUCAUAAUGCUGAUUAUUACACUUAUCAAAUGCCUAAAAAGUCUUACCUAGAAAAUAUAAUGCCUCCACCUUUGCCACCGCACAAAACGAAGAAGAAAUCAGUAUUGAAAAGUCCUUUGGUGGCUAUUAAAAAUGCUUUUAUUAAAACAACAAAGCCUCUAAGGCGUAUGAACAGUAUGGUUGAACCAGAACGAAGGCCGAAGUCAUUGAUUAAACGACAGCAUUCAAUGCUUGAACAUGGUAUGCAAAGACCCUACUACCCAGAUGAAUACCCCACAUAUCCAGCUGGAUUUGAGGAUCGAUAUUUCCAUGGAUCGCAGAGAAGUGGGAUGGCUUCCCAUAACAUGAUGCCAAGAGAAAAAUAUUAUAGACAACGAUAUGACGGUCAUUACCAGCAUGACUUAAUAAAUAGUACAUAUCAAAAUUUAGAAAGUGAAGAUAUAUAUGGAAAUAUUGGUACGGUUCCUCGAAAAUAUAGAGGCUCGACAGAAGAGUAUACAAUUUCCGAACAUGAAGAUUUAUAUGCAAAUAGAGCUUUUAUUGAUUUGGAACGCCGACAGGCUGAGGCAAUAGCGGCUGCUAAUCGAAACGGUCGGAAAAUAAUACGACGGCAUAGUACCACGACAGCCGACCACAUUGGUCGUAAAAUACCAGUUUUUGAUUCUUCCAUUGGGUCAGGCUAUAAUCAGGGCGUAUAUAAAAGUAAAAUGGAUGCUUUUAAUCCACAAAAUCACCGUAGAGCUCCAAAUUCAGAACUUAUGACACGCAGACAUUUUUAUAGUUCGACCGUGAACGAAAUGGUGGAACCAACUUAUCAAUACCACAAGGAUCUGCCACGCGAUGUUCGACGAAAUCCACCGAAUGAAUUUAAAAAAGAGAUUCAGGGAGGGAAUAGGGAGCAAGGUUGCAGUUCACAUAGUAGUAGUCAAUCAGAGCGUGAUGACAAAUCCGAACGUGAAUCAAUUUACCAAAGUAAACGUGAAGUCAAAGACAGUGCUUUAAAAACACGUGCUCAGUUAAGGGAUCAAAUUUACCAAACGCGUCGGGAAGCAUUAGAUAGCAUGGCUGAACCAAUAUAUGUUUCCAGAAAAAAGGAGACUGUUCGUCCAGAGCCUAUAUAUGAAACUAAGGAAGAAAGUAUUUUGCAUUCACGUGAAAAUGAGACUGAUGAGAAGAAAGAAGAGUAUACUGAUUGUGCGAUUUCUGAAGGAAAUCAAAUGAACGAAGCCUUAAGUCGAUCAGACCUUCAGAAAUCCUCAGACACAAUAAUCGAAAAUACAGUAGCACAAUCGCCCGAUUAUCCAGAAACUAAAGCCCCUCUUGUUCAAAGUGAGGAUAUAGAUGAUGAUUUAGAUGGCACAGAUAAGGACGAGGCAACAUUGUGCAAACUUCCCAGCAACGAAUUAAAAGAAAGCGAUGCAGUAAUGCAAACAUCAAGUAACGAGUCUCGUGACCUCUUAGACGAAGUAUUUCCUUUAGUUGUAGAGGGGCCACCAAUAAAAGCUGUAGAGUCACCACAACCAACUAAAUGUAUAAACACUCGUCCACCACGUGUACCAUUUCAUAUUUCAAAUAUUUUAAAACGCACAGGACCUCCACCUAACGCAGCUAUGGCAGACAGCCGUACAUCUCUAGAAACACAAUACACAUCACAAGCAAGUUUACCUGUAGGCCCACCAAAAGCAAGUAGUACACCUUAUACGAGUAACAUAUCGUUACCGAUAGCUGGACCUAUACCUACAACAGCUCCGCCUAUUGCAGCUACAUCAUCUACAGAUGCAUUUCCAUCCAUCCCAUGUGAGCCCAGCACCACACGUGGAAUCUUUGAUUCGAGUGGAGGAACGCUAGCGGACGCUGUUUGGAAUGUUUCUCUCCAGAUACCACCGGGCGCCAUCCAAACUGGCGUGAGACAAGAAAUAUAUUUCACAGUUAGUGAUCCAAGGUUGGGAGAAGCCGUUGGUGGACCCCCACUGGAUAUGGAAAACGGUGAAACAAUGUUAUCUCCCUUAGUAAUGUGUGGUCCACAAGGGCUCGAAUUUCUUGUGCCAGUAACACUUAACAUUCCACAUUGUGCGGGCAGAACAGCAUCAUUGGGAUUGGCGUUGAAAGCGACCGACAGCGAGAAAAACUUACAUACGGAGUGGGACAAUAUCGACUUACCAAGCAACGCAGCUGCUCAUACAGUCUCAGUGAAAGUGGAUCAUUUCUAGAAUAUCAAAUUUUGUAUUUAGUUUAAGACGUAAAUAUCGUAUUUAUUUAUAAGAGUCAUUCUAUCGAAAUUUCUCCACCAAUAAUCAGUAUCCGCAAAUAUUUAGUAAUUAAAGAAAACAGAGUGUAUUUGUAAAUAACAAAAUAUUUUUACACAGACAAUAUUACAUCCAUAUGUUUGCAAUAUGCUGAAAAGUGCAAAAAUAUUUGUGCCUUUAAUUAGGUAUUUUAACACAAAAUAUGUUAGGACCCAAAAUGUGUAUAGUUGUUAGAAUGAUUUCAUUAAUAUAAAGGUUAAUACUUGUAUGUCAAUAAUAAGAAUAUGACAGGAUCGUAGACAAUUUUAAGGUUCUCUUCAUAAGCAUAAACUAAUUGGAAAGUAUUGUAUGCUAAAUACAUACAUAUGUAUGUAUAUAAUAAGUCUUCAAAAAUAUCAUUAAUAUGCGCAUUUUUACAUACUAAUUUAACGGUUUACUUAUUUUGAAAAUAAAUACUAAACUUCUUAUAAAA